AUGGCGCCAGCUGACGUGACUUUGCACAAUGUUGGGCGAGCACGAGAAAACAUAAAGCAACGUUACGACAGGCAUAUUCAUAAAAAUCCAACGUACAACGUUGGAGAUUUAGUUCGUAUCAGUAAGAUGAGAAGUGUCUUUGCCAAAGGUUAUGAAAGCGGUUGGACUUUAGAGUUGUUUAGAAUCGUACGCACGCGGCAACCUCCAGUAUAUUUUCUCAGAGAUUUGUCUGACGAAGACGUUGACGGUUUUUUUUACGAGGAAGAGUUAAGCAGAAUACGAAAGGAAUUGAACGAGAGCUUCUUCGAGGUUGACAAGAUAUUGAAAAGUCGAGGUAAAGGACGCUCUAAAGAAUAUUCCGUCAGCUGGAAAGGAUAUCCUGAAAAAUUGAAUUUCUGGGUGAAGAGUAAUUAUUUAAAAGAUAUAAAAAAUGAAAGACGAAUUUUACGUUGUGUUGCCUAG
Messenger RNA from Copidosoma floridanum, 462 nucleotides. RefSeq lists its product as uncharacterized. The record is from RefSeq and is a predicted model, not a curated record. NCBI's taxonomy places the organism in Eukaryota, Metazoa, Arthropoda, Insecta, Hymenoptera, Encyrtidae.